AUGGCCUCCAAUUCCAGCUUCCCCGGCACGAACCCUUUUGCCCCCGGCUCUGCCUCGUCCUUUGCUAAAAUAUCCGAAGAGGAAGAAUACGGUGUGACUUCGCCGACGGAUCCUAGCUUCCGAGACGGGCAUGCGGGGACGACGUCACGAAGUCCCUUUUUGAGCGUAGCCGAGCUCGACGACGACGAUAAACUGCACAACGAAAACAAUAAUAGCAGCCAAAAUCACGCGAAUAUAUUUGCAAGCCCCUUUCGAGACAGUGGAGAAGGGUUUAGCGCGGCCGAUCUCAAUGCUGCUCGACCUGCUGCGGGCCAAGGAAUGCCGAAUAACUAUGCUUUGGGUCGACGCACAUCCGUGUCUGCCGAGUCGUUGAAUCCCACAUCCUCUGGAUCAGACAGUUGGAGUCCGCCAUUUCAUCCGAAAUCAGAUGACCAGGUCUCGAGGUUAAAGAAAGCUGUCAGCGGUAACUUCCUGUUCUCGCAUCUGGAUGACGAGCACCUCAAGACGGUAUUGGAUGCACUGGUCGAGAAACCAAUCCCAGCCAAGGAUAUUAAAGUCAUCACACAGGGCGAUGCCGGUGAUUACUUUUAUAUUGUCGAAGAAGGCACCUUUGGAGUGUUUAUCAAUCCUACGGGAGCGGCACAGGCUGGUCCCGAUGGACUCGGCCAUCAGGUCGGAAGUAUAGGACCUGGAGGCUCGUUCGGAGAGUUGGCAUUGAUGUACAAUGCCCCACGAGCAGCCACUAUAAUGUCUCUCGAUCCCAAAUCGACACUGUGGGCAUUGGACCGUGUGACCUUCCGACGAAUUCUAAUGGACUCAGCUUUUCAACGACGACGCAUGUAUGAAGCGUUCUUGGAGGAAGUGCCGUUGUUGUCGUCGCUGAAACCCUACGAACGAUCCAAGAUAGCAGAUGCAUUGGACACGAUCAAAUACGCUGCGGGAUCAACCAUUAUUCGUGAGGGAGACCCAGGUGAUGCCUUUUAUCUGCUGGAGGCAGGUGAGGCCGAAGCCGUCAAGGCCGGUACCACGGUCAAAGAAUAUUCGCGCGGUGACUACUUUGGCGAGUUGGCGCUUCUAGACGAUAAGCCGCGGGCAGCAAGCGUGAUGGCAAAGACAGACGUAAAAGUGGCUCSAUUGGGRCGCGAUGGAUUCAAGAGAUUGUUAGGUCCUGUUGAGCAGAUCAUGCGCCGGACGGAUUAUGAUGUUGAUCCUACCAAGGCUACUUAG
Messenger RNA from Talaromyces amestolkiae, 1227 nucleotides. RefSeq lists its product as uncharacterized. Gene Ontology annotation, molecular function: cAMP-dependent protein kinase regulator activity. Gene Ontology annotation, biological process: regulation of protein phosphorylation. Lineage: Eukaryota; Fungi; Ascomycota; Eurotiomycetes; Eurotiales; Trichocomaceae. Bases 1 to 1227 code for a protein of 408 amino acids. Gene Ontology annotation, cellular component: nucleus; cAMP-dependent protein kinase complex. The transcript has a single exon. The record is from RefSeq and is a predicted model, not a curated record.